AUGAGUCCAGAUCACAACGAUAAGGGGGUGGAUUUCAACAGCGCCGACGACGACGAAGAGCACAACACCGCUGCAAUCUGGACAGGAGAGCACAAAGGCCCUACGACGAGGGGGAAGAGGAAAGAUGGGAGGGAAAAAUUGAUCGAAAUCCUAUCCAAAUUGCAGGUUGUUGUACUUUUCCAACAGAGAGGCGGGAACCUGGGGAGCCAUUCGAUCGUUUCAAGGGCUACUUUACCUACAACGGACAUCGAGGAUGAAGUGCUCUGGGCCAAGGGAACCGAGGGACUGGAACAGGGGCUCGGCAAGCGCCGAAGAUCGCGAAAUAUUUUUCUCUUGUUUCUCCAACACGUUCCACGAUGUCGCCCAAGUUUUUCCGUCUUCGCCGUUGUUGUAGGCGUCGAUAGUCGCCUCGCCAUUGUCAGUGUCGAUGUCCGCAGCUUAACCAUCCAUGAUCGUGAAGAACGCCGUGGAAAAGGGUGUUGUGAUCAUAGGCUUUUGAUCGUUCCCUCAUCCUCAACCCUCGUCAACCCUCUGCCAGCCAUCUUCAACACUGAACACUGUAUUUAUUCAAGGGAUAACGACAUCAACGUUACCGCCGGCGUCGGCCUCUUCGUAUCUUUCCCCUUGGAUGUACAUUUGGUCCUGACCAUUCCUCGACCGUAUCCCUACGCCGCUGUAAUCAUUUACUGCAAGGAAUACGACGCUUUGUUUCGCUUGAAGCCCGUCGAAUGA
Messenger RNA from Coprinopsis cinerea okayama7#130, 732 nucleotides. RefSeq lists its product as hypothetical. The record is from RefSeq and is a predicted model, not a curated record. The transcript is spliced from 8 exons. Lineage: Eukaryota; Fungi; Basidiomycota; Agaricomycetes; Agaricales; Psathyrellaceae. The coding region runs from base 1 to 732 and encodes 243 amino acids.